CCUGCUUCCGGAAGUCUCACAAACAAUGUUCGGAAUGUGAAAUUAUGAAUACACAGUAGUGUAUUAUUUUCUCAUUUUGUGAACACUGAACUCCUGAGUGAAUGAUGACGUAGUGGGAAAGAAUGGCAGGUGCAAGAAUAAAAACUCGUGCUGAAAUCCCAGGAGCCAGUUAUGUGUCCAGCGCUAUCCUGGCGGCGCGUGUGGAGAGUGUUUCCCACAACACAGCCACUCUGUUUAAUCUAAUCAAACCUGUGCCUGGUGACUCACAAAGAUUCCAGUCCAAUGAAGGCAUUGUCAAUGUGGUCCCCAGGGGAAGAAUAUAUCGCUUGGAAACAUUGAGUGAAUUGGAUACGUUUAAGGUGGAGCUACUGCGACGACCGACAGUGCUGCAGUGUCAGUUCAGGACUGGUACAGGGAUGGCUGGCUGCCCUUACUUCCCAGCUUUUGACUGUAGACUUGGGACAACAGAAAGUGAUUGGCUGAUCAUGCUGAAUCAGUUACAUCCAAAGAUUCUCAGUCGUUAUCAGAUGGGCAUUGAUAUGAUUCGCAAAGCCAUGGUUCAUGAAGUACCCUGUGUCCUGCAAUUUAAUUUCAACGAGCGUCUGCGGGACUUGAUGGUGUCUCUGGUCGGACCCUCAGCAGAGAAUCAUUCGUAUUUUAACUGUGAUUUUGCGGAGAUGUUGGUGAUAUACAGCGGGAAGUCAUCACGAGUGUCGGACCCCAAAAAUAUCGCUAAAAGUCGGGAGAUAAUGUUCAACUUUGAUGAUAUCUCCAAUAAUGAUGUGCUACUGCAGACAGCUGAGAAAGGGGCAGAGAUUCAAAUAGGAUCGCCACAAACAGAAGGAGAUCUGAAGCGAUAUUUACGAGGCUGGGAAUUCUCACUGAGUGAAGACCCCUCUUUGGAGCCUCGCAGUCGCUACAGCUACGCCACAGCUGGCCGCAUGUUUUAUGACCUUCAGCGAACAGAUGACAUAGCCGAGAGCGAGAUGUAACCCCCUCAGGAAUGGUUGAAACCAACAACAGUCAAAGUAUCUAAAUCUUCUUAUGUCUGGUUAAAUCGUUGAUCUACACAAGUGUCACAUGUUCUUCACAUGCUGAUGUGACUUUGUCACAUUCUCAGAGCUGUUUCAUAACCUGUUUCUGAUGCAUCCUAUUACUCUAAAUCGACUUAAGCCUGUAAAUUCUUAAUUUUCCUCUGUCUUAAUUUCUUAAUUUGCUUCUUUUUUUUAUUUUGGUAUCACCUACAUGUACAUGUAUGUACUGACAUGUGUAGUAUGCAUUGCGCGUCUUUUUGUGCCGCAACCAGACUUACCUACCCUGUCCUUGGAAAAUGCAGGGAUGUUAAAUUUCAAUUAUUUUAUUAUUAAGAUUGAAAGUCACAAUUUUCAUGUGAUGGUGAUGGUCCAGGCACUUUUGCUCCUCCAAGCUGCUGUGUUAAUUAUUAUUGUGUCAUCAAAUCCUCAUACUUAUGAUUUGUAAUGACCACUGAUGUUAUGGAGGUGAAUUUGAAAAAAAAAAAGCAAUUUGUACAGAUGGAUAAUUACCAAUACAGUACAUCAUCCUUAUAAUAUUCAUUCUGAAAUGCUUCUUAAGUUUCAAUAUUGAGUCUCUACGCAUCAAUUCUAACAGUAAUAUUGAACUUUGUAUUUUAGCCUUGCAGAAAGUAAAUUUUGGCACCAAUUAUAUUACUGUAAACUCUAUGCAUUCUGUAUACAUUUAUUGUUAAACUGUUAUUAAAUAGUUUUCCCUAGUGUAGUCAUAAUGAUGAUAAUAUAUAAACUGCCGGUACUAAUCUUCAUUUUUAAACGAUGUUAAGCUUUUUUUUUUUUUUGAGCUUCAUAUUUUAUCAUUUGUUUUGGCUCAGGCAUCGAGGUUUGCAAAGUGAAAGCAGCCUAUCUCACUUCUAUGAAUAUGAGUAAUAUUAACAUUUGCAAGCCAGGUGGAAAAGCAGAAACGAUGAGGACAUCCUUGUAUAUGAACAGAAACCUUAACAAAUUGGGUCAGAAUUCAGAGGUCAGAAUUUUUAAUUCCAGUUUAAUGUCUUAAUGCUCCUAAAUUUCAGUUCCAGAAGCCUUGUUGUCCCCACCACAUAGAACCUUAGGGAUCAAAUUGCAGCCCCUGAAGAUGAUAGGCUUCUGUGACAAAAUUUCGCGUUUCAACCCCUGUCUUUAUACUGUGGAAUUAAUGAUGUUUUGAAGCCUGUGCUUCACCGAUCAGACGCUGACUUUAUUGAUCUUGAGCAUGACAUUGAAAUGUUGAUUAUCGCAGACAAAGAUGGUAAAGAAGCCAUACCUCAGUUACACAAAGCCAUGGAUGAUAAUUUAGAAGUAAUAAUAUGUUUUCCCGUGAAGAUUUAAAUAGUCAUGACCUAGUUUUUGACUGACAUUAUCAUUGAGACAGUGUUUUGCCAUGGUGAGUGGGUUAACUGUUACAGACCACUGGGUUUGGACUAAACUGGAAGUGUGGGGGAGCAAGUUGGGCACAUUCGCACCAUGGCUAGUACCUUUAGCCAACAGUGCCAUUAAAUUCCUGCCAAGUCAAUUUAAAAAGGAUCAUCUUUAAAAUACUGAUUUCAUAAUCAACAAAAAAUGUAAAAAAAAAAGAAAAAAAAUGUAUUUGAAUGGUAAGAGCAUGUGUAAUAAAGCAACUGUACAGUUUGAUAUCAUUGGUACAGGCAGUACCACAUAACAAUCAUAGGGCAUAGGCAGCUAACACUAGAUGAAUUUUAUUCAUAGCUUUUUGUGGUGCUUUUCAAAUUCAGUAGAUGAUCAAGGGAAGAAUGUUAUGACCGUAUACAGGUAGUGACUUCAUCAUUAGAUACAUUUGUAAACAUGUAUGUAAAAACAAAAGAAGUUAUUCAUAUACAGGCUAAAAAUUUAUAGGCAUAUAUUUAUAUAUGUUUCCAAUAUAUUGGUUCUUUUUCAAUAUUCUAAUUUUAUAAUAUCUUAAGAGUUAAGGUCGGGUGCAAAUAAAAUAUUUUCUGGGGAGACAAAAAUUAGUAUGUCUGUUUAUAAUCACAAAGUCAGAGUGUAAGACAUCUUUCAGGUAUGAGCAAAAUCUUUGUGUAGGUGUCAGCAGCUGGCUCAGAAUACAGUUAUACAUUUCUACAAAUCUAUUCAAUUUAUUUUUCAGUUGGGUAAAUGUUUAGAUGAUUUUGAGUAGAGUUUUCCUGUUUAGAAAGAAAAGAAAUCCUCAAGAAGCAUAGCACAUUUGUUUUAUAUCUGCAUAUCUCUGCCUUUCUGUAAGAUAACAAUUUUAUGGCCCCAAAACAUGUACUUUAUUAGGUGCGGAUUUAUUUAUUUUUUUAUGGCAUGGCUGGUUAAUGUGAUCUUCCUGUAUUUUUAGCUCUUGUGUAAAUGUGGCUUUUACUUGGGUAGAAUUCUGCUCAAUUUAUGUAAUUUUAAGGGUUUCCACACUUUUGAACAUUUUUUUUUUUUUUUUGUUUUUGGACAUUGUUUACUACUGUCUCUUCCAUCUUGGACAUUUAUAAGUCUUAAUGGCUCUUCAUUUUUUACGCAAAUACUGCUACACUUAUCACCAAAUGUAUUCCCAGUAAUAUGAUAAGACAUGUUAUUUACUGGCCAUUUGGAUGAAAGGGAAAAUGACUUUCUUGCAUUUGUCUAUACUUUGUCAUUGUCAACAUUAAUCAUUAGGCAAAUGGAUACCAUUUUGAUGGGAUUGGUGAGUAGUUUGUUUAUUAAACCCUUUUUACCUCCAGAUCCAGUCAGUGUGAUAGAUUGUUGGGGAAAUGUUCCUAUAUCGUGUUGAACAACAUUCCAUCCAGUAAACCAGGCUUUUUUAAGUGAUGUUUUUUCACCAUUCGGGCGUUGUAGAUGUGAUCAAAUUUCAAGAAGAUUUACGUGUUCAUUUCAGAAUCUUUAAAGAAAAACUGUCCAAUUUUUAUACUUAAAAAGCAUGGCAUUUCCACAAAAGUCUGUGGUAUUUUUGGAAUUUGUAGAAAAUCUUUACCACAUCAUUGUUGUCAGCUUUGGAAUGGACUAUGUUGUGACAACAAGGAAAAAAUGUACACAAAAUUAAGUGCUCAAAUUUGACCAAUGUGGACUGGUGUGAUUUUAUACAAUAAUGUUUUUUGAAACUUGAGAACAUGUAGUCUAAUGUAUGGAAUUAAAUGAGUUAGUUAACACAUUCUUAUGUUUGCAUCUUGUACUGGAAUUCCUACAUGACCAAACUGCGAAGAGAGAGUAAAGAGAUCAACUUCUCAAAUAUUGAUGUUCUUGAAAGACGUGCUACGGUCAACAUUUCCAGUUCUUGAAGAAAUACUUAGGAGGUAUAGUGCCUGAAGACAGAGUAGCGUUUUAAGGUGAGAUGUGCCUUAAAUACACAUAUGUUGUAUACAGUGUACAAGUAGGCCAGAUGUACAGCCUUAAAUACACAUACGUUGUAUACAGUGUCCAUGUAGGCCAGAUGUACAGCCUUAAAUACACAUACGUUGUAUACAGUGUACCUGUAGGCCAGAUGUACAGUCUUAAAUACACAUACGUUGUAUACAGUGUCCAUGUAGGCCAGAUGUACAGCCUUAAAUACACGUAUGUUGUAUACAGUGUACCUGUAGGCCAGAUGUACUGUAGGCCUUAAAUACACAUACGUUGUAUACAGUGUCCAUGUAGGCCAGAUGUACAGCCUUAAAUACACAUGUUGUAUACAGUGUACAUGUAGGCCAGAUGUACAGCCUUAAAUACACAUACGUUGUAUACAGUGUCCAUGUAGGCCAGAUGUACAGCCUUAAAUACACAUACCUUGUAUACAGUGUACCUGUAGGCCAGAUGUACAGCCUUAAACACACGUAUGUUGUAUACAGUGUACCUGUAGGCCAGAUGUACAGCCUUAAAUACACAUACGUAGUGUACAUGUAGGCCAGAUGUACAGUUUCUUUAUGUGUCAUAUAUCGUCAGGGAUUUCAAGGGCUGCCAACAAAAUGUAAUGGAACGCGCAAAAACAUACAUGUACCACACACCACACGAUGGGCCUUGUACAUGCAUGUAUUUGUGAGACCAUUAAAUAAGGCUUUCCUUACCUCCUUUGACUAAAGAUUGACCUGGUGAUUGUAGUUAUAUUUGAUUGUAAAAAAUUUUUCAUUUUGCUGGUAAUUUAUCAGGGAAAAUAUCACCUGUAUAUAUAUCUUUCCAAGGUUAUUUUGAGAUGAACUGAUUGUAUCAUUUAUUGUAGAAGUCAUGCUUUAAUAAAUUUGCUGUAGCUUUUUCACGCAUAAAUGUAUAGGCCUACAUGUAUAUACAGUAUUUCUAUAUAUAUUAUUAUAUGUAUAUAUAUAUAUAUACAUAUCAUUUUGUCAACUAUCAGCCAGGUUUUAUACAGUGAAUACAUUUUGUUUCCAGUGGUUUUCCAAGGCCUUAUAAGAAAUAGCUUUUUUCCCCUCACCAUCAUUCUUGACUAUCUGGAUCAUGUGUAUUUUUUUUUUUAUAUAUUUUUUAAUUUUCAAGUUUUUGCAGAUAAAACCAUUUUCAGUGGGGUUUUUUUUGACUGGAACAGACUGAGUUCAGCUUCACUCAGGUGUUUUAAUAGAUGACAAGAGAUAGAUUUUACCAAACUUCUAAAAUGUACGCUCAACACAUAACACAUUUCUUGUUCUUUCUUUAUUUUUAAGUGCUGUUAAAUAAUAAAAUUUUUCAGAAAAUGCCCAGAUUUUGCAUGUGGAAAAUGAUGGGAAAUAAGUCAUUGGUUUAUGUGGCCUUAAAGGGAUAGAGAAUCAUUGCUGAUUGGCUGGUGUGAGAGGUUGGCAAGUCCAGACUGUGCCUCAAGCUGAAUUUGAGGUACGGUACAUUUGUUCAAGCGUAACCAAGGCUGCAAGGUUCAACCCAGGAAACCCUGUCUCCACUGCCCACCAAUCAGCAUCGAUUCUGUAUCCCUUUGAAGUUAGGAAUAUUGAUAACUGAAAUAUAAAGCUUUCAUUGAUAUACAUGUAUCCUAGGGUUGUGGUUUUGUCAAAAUGUGAUUCUCAUUGUUUCUGUACCAUACUGAUCGUUAUAAAGUUUGAAAUCAUAUAUUUUACUUGUUAUUUUGGCUGUCCAUGUUUUAAAGGUAAUUCUUAUGGUUUUGCAAGCAUAUUUUAGUCACGCUCCAUUGAUUCGUUCAUGUAUAUGAUUUGACAAAUGAUGGCCAUUCAGAGAUAUACAAUAAACAGUUUUCUAUUUUU
This is a messenger RNA of Liolophura sinensis, 6172 nucleotides long. RefSeq lists its product as uncharacterized. The record is from RefSeq and is a predicted model, not a curated record. NCBI's taxonomy places the organism in Eukaryota, Metazoa, Mollusca, Polyplacophora, Chitonida, Chitonidae. The transcript has 7 exons. The coding region runs from base 123 to 992 and encodes 289 amino acids.